This is a messenger RNA of Procambarus clarkii (red swamp crayfish), 6246 nucleotides long. Lineage: Eukaryota; Metazoa; Arthropoda; Malacostraca; Decapoda; Cambaridae. The record is from RefSeq and is a predicted model, not a curated record.
AUGGUUCCACAGGUGAACCAGCUGGAUGGUUCCACAGCUGCUGCUGGAGGUUUGGUACCUGAUCUGGGCACUGUUUCUCUUGCUGCUGCAGCUGCUGGGGGCUUGGUACCUGAUCUGGGCACUGUUUCUCUUGCUGCUGCAGCUGCUGGGGGCUUGGUACCUGAUCUGGGCACUGUUUCUCUUGCUGCUACAGCUGCUGGGGGCUUGGUACCUGAUCUGGGCACUGUUUCUCUUGCUGCUGCAGCUGCUGGGGGCUUGGUACCUGAUCUGGGCACUGUUUCUCUUGCUGCUGCAGCUGCUGGGGGCUUGGUACCUGAUCUGGGCACUGUUUCUCUUGCUGCUGCUGCUGCUGGAGGUUUGGUACCUGACCUGGGCACUGUUUCUCUUGCUGCUGCAGCUGCUGGGGGCUUGGUACCUGAUCUGGGCACUGUUUCUCUUGCUGCUACAGCUGCUGGGGGCUUGGUACCUGAUCUGGGCACUGUUUCUCUUGCUGCUGCAGCUGCUGCUGCUGCUGGAGGCCUGGUACCUGACCUGGGCACUGUUUCUCUUGCUGCUGCAGCUGCUGGAGGUCUGGUACCUGCCCUGGGCACUGUUUCUCUUGCUGCUGCAGCUGCUGCUGGGGGCUUGGUACCUGACCUGGGCACUGUUUCUCUUGCUGCAGCAGCUGCUGGAGGUCUGGUACCUGCCCUGGGCACUGUUUCUCUUGCAGCUGCUGCUGCUGCUGGAGGCCUGGUACCUGACCUGGGCACUGUUUCUCUUGCUGCUGCAGCUGCUGGAGGUCUGGUACCUGCCCUGGGCACUGUUUCUCUUGCUGCUGCUGCUGCUGCUGCUGGGGGCUUGGUACCUGACCUGGGCACUGUUUCUCUUGCUGCAGCAGCUGCUGGAGGUCUGGUACCUGCCCUGAUCACUGUUUCUCUUGCUGCUGCAGCUGCUGGAGGUCUGGUACCUGACCUGGGCACUGUUUCUCUUGCUGCUGCAGCUGCUGCUGCUGCUGGAGGUCUGGUACCUGACCUGGGCACUGUUUCUCUUGCUGCUGCAGCAGCUGCUGGAGGUCUGGUACCUGACCUGGGCACUGUUUCUCUUGCUGCUGCAGCAGCUGCUGGAGGCCUGGUACCUGACCUGGGCACUGUUUCUCUUGCUGCUGCAGCUGCUGGAGGUCUGGUACCUGCCCUGGGCACUGUUUCUCUUGCUGCUGCAGCUGCUGGGGGCUUGGUACCUGAACUGGGCACUGUUUCUCUUGCUGCUGCUGCUGCUGGAGGUUUGGUACCUGACCUGGGCACUGUUUCUCUUGCUGCUGCAGCUGCUGGGGGCUUGGUACCUGACCUGGGCACUGUUUCUCUUGCUGCUGCAGCUGCUGCUGCUGCUGGAGGCCUGGUACCUGACCUGGGCACUGUUUCUCUUGCUGCUGCAGCUGCUGGAGGUCUGGUACCUGACCUGGGCACUGUUUCUCUUGCUGCUGCAGCUGCUGGAGCUGCUGCUGGAGGUUUGGUACCUGACCUGGGAACUGUUUCUCUUGCUGCUACAGCUGCUGGGGGCUUGGUACCUGAUCUGGGCACUGUUUCUCUUGCUGCUGCAGCUGCUGGGGGCUUGGUACCUGAUCUGGGCACUGUUUCUCUUGCUGCUACAGCUGCUGGGGGCUUGGUACCUGAUCUGGGCACUGUUUCUCUUGCUGCUGCAGCUGCUGGGGGCUUGGUACCUGAUCUGGGCACUGUUUCUCUUGCUGCUACAGCUGCUGGGGGCUUGGUACCUGAUCUGGGCACUGUUUCUCUUGCUGCUGCUGCUGCUGGAGGUUUGGUACCUGAUCUGGGCACUGUUUCUCUUGCUGCUGCAGCUGCUGGGGGCUUGGUACCUGAUCUGGGCACUGUUUCUCUUGCUGCUACAGCUGCUGGGGGCUUGGUACCUGAUCUGGGCACUGUUUCUCUUGCUGCUGCAGCUGCUGCUGCUGCUGGAGGCCUGGUACCUGACCUGGGCACUGUUUCUCUUGCUGCUGCAGCUGCUGGAGGUCUGGUACCUGCCCUGGGCACUGUUUCUCUUGCUGCUGCAGCUGCUGCUGGGGGCUUGGUACCUGACCUGGGCACUGUUUCUCUUGCUGCAGCAGCUGCUGGAGGUCUGGUACCUGCCCUGGGCACUGUUUCUCUUGCAGCUGCUGCUGCUGCUGGAGGCCUGGUACCUGACCUGGGCACUGUUUCUCUUGCUGCUGCAGCUGCUGGAGGUCUGGUACCUGCCCUGGGCACUGUUUCUCUUGCUGCUGCUGCUGCUGCUGCUGGGGGCUUGGUACCUGACCUGGGCACUGUUUCUCUUGCUGCAGCAGCUGCUGGAGGUCUGGUACCUGCCCUGAUCACUGUUUCUCUUGCUGCUGCAGCUGCUGGAGGUCUGGUACCUGACCUGGGCACUGUUUCUCUUGCUGCUGCAGCUGCUGCUGCUGCUGGAGGUCUGGUACCUGACCUGGGCACUGUUUCUCUUGCUGCUGCAGCAGCUGCUGGAGGUCUGGUACCUGACCUGGGCACUGUUUCUCUUGCUGCUGCAGCAGCUGCUGGAGGCCUGGUACCUGACCUGGGCACUGUUUCUCUUGCUGCUGCAGCUGCUGGAGGUCUGGUACCUGCCCUGGGCACUGUUUCUCUUGCUGCUGCAGCUGCUGGGGGCUUGGUACCUGAUCUGGGCACUGUUUCUCUUGCUGCUGCUGCUGCUGGAGGUUUGGUACCUGACCUGGGCACUGUUUCUCUUGCUGCUGCAGCUGCUGGGGGCUUGGUACCUGACCUGGGCACUGUUUCUCUUGCUGCUGCAGCUGCUGCUGCUGCUGGAGGCCUGGUACCUGACCUGGGCACUGUUUCUCUUGCUGCUGCAGCUGCUGGAGGUCUGGUACCUGACCUGGGCACUGUUUCUCUUGCUGCUGCAGCUGCUGGAGGUCUGGUACCUGACCUGGGCACUGUUUCUCUUGCUGCUGCAGCAGCUGCUGGAGGCCUGGUACCUGACCUGGGCACUGUUUCUCUUGCUGCUGCAGCUGCUGGAGGUCUGGUACCUGACCUGGGCACUGUUUCUCUUGCUGCUGCAGCAGCUGCUGGAGGUCUGGUACAUGACCUGGGCACUGUUUCUCUUGCUGCUGCUGCAGCUGCUGGAGGUCUGGUACCUGCCCUGGGCACUAUUUCUCUUGCUGCUGCAGCAGCUGCUGGAGGUCUGGUACCUGACCUGGGCACUGUUUCUCUUGCUGCUGCAGCAGCUGCUGGAGGCCUGGUACCUGACCUGGGCACUGUUUCUCUUGCUGCUGCAGCAGCUGCUGGAGGCCUGGUACCUGACCUGGGCACUAUUUCUCUUGCUGCUGCAGCUGCUGCUGGAGGUUUGGUACCUGACCUGGGCACUGUUUCUCUUGCUGCUGCAGCAGCUGCUGGAGGCCUGGUACCUGACCUGGGCACUGUUUCUCUUGCUGCUGCAGCUGCUGGAGGUCUGGUACCUGCCCUGGGCACUGUUUCUCUUGCUGCUGCUGCAGCAGCUGCUGCUGGAGGUCUGGUACCUGACCUGGGCACUGUUUCUCUUGCUGCUGCUGCAGCAGCUGCUGCUGGAGGUCUGGUACCUGACCUGGGCACUGUUUCUCUUGCUGCUGCAGCAGCUGCUGGAGGCCUGGUACCUGACCUGGGCACUGUUUCUCUUGCUGCUGCAGCUGCUGGAGGUCUGGUACCUGACCUGGGCACUGUUUCUCUUGCUGCUGCAGCUGCUGGAGGUCUGGUACCUGACCUGGGCACUGUUUCUCUUGCUGCUGCAGCAGCUGCUGGAGGCCUGGUACCUGACCUGGGCACUGUUUCUCUUGCUGCUGCAGCUGCUGGAGGUCUGGUACCUGACCUGGGCACUGUUUCUCUUGCUGCUGCAGCAGCUGCUGGAGGUCUGGUACCUGACCUGGGCACUGUUUCUCUUGCUGCUGCUGCAGCUGCUGGAGGUCUGGUACCUGCCCUGGGCACUAUUUCUCUUGCUGCUGCAGCAGCUGCUGGAGGUCUGGUACCUGACCUGGGCACUGUUUCUCUUGCUGCUGCAGCAGCUGCUGGAGGCCUGGUACCUGACCUGGGCACUGUUUCUCUUGCUGCUGCAGCAGCUGCUGGAGGCCUGGUACCUGACCUGGGCACUAUUUCUCUUGCUGCUGCAGCUGCUGCUGGAGGUUUGGUACCUGACCUGGGCACUGUUUCUCUUGCUGCUGCAGCAGCUGCUGGAGGCCUGGUACCUGACCUGGGCACUGUUUCUCUUGCUGCUGCUGCAGCAGCUGCUGCUGGAGGUCUGGUACCUGACCUGGGCACUGUUUCUCUUGCUGCUGCUGCAGCAGCUGCUGCUGGAGGUCUGGUACCUGACCUGGGCACUGUUUCUCUUGCUGUUGCAGCAGCUGCUGGAGGCCUGGUACCUGACCUGGGCACUGUUUCUCUUGCUGCUGCAGCUGCUGGAGGUCUGGUACCUGACCUGGGCACUGUUUCUCUUGCUGCUGCUGCAGCAGCUGCUGCUGGAGGUCUGGUACCUGACCUGGGCACUGUUUCUCUUGCUGCUGCUGCAGCAGCUGCUGCUGGAGGUCUGGUACCUGACCUGGGCACUGUUUCUCUUGCUGCUGCAGCUGCUGGAGGUGUUCUCUUACUAAGAAUCUCUCCUCACUAUUUCCGCGACUGGACCAAUAGGUUUUCCUUCGCCAACUCUGACGUAAUCUUUUGCAGCUUCCAAGUGAUAUAUCAAAGAUGCAUUCUUGAAAUUUACUUCCUGUCGGUGGACUUGUCGGUGGACUUGUCGGUGGACCUGUCGGUGGACCUGUCGGUGGACCUGUCGGUUGAAGAGUCAUGUCUGCCUCACAGGAAGAGAGAGACAUCUGCCUCACAGGAAGAGUCUGCUGCAUCACAGGAAGAGUCUGCUUCACAAGAAGAUUCUGCAUCACAGGAAGAGUCUGCAUCACAGGAAGAGUCUGCUUCACAGGAAGAGUCUGCUUCACAGGAAGAGUCUGCUUCACAGGAAGAGUCUGCUUCACAGGAAGAGUCUGCUUCACAGGAAGAGUCUGCUUCACAGGAAGAGUCUGCUUCACAGGAAGAGUCUGCUUCACAGGAAGAGUCUGCUUCACAGGAAGAGUCUGCUUCACAGGAAGAGUCUGCUUCACAGGAAGAGUCUGCUUCACAGGAAGAGUCUGCUUCACAGGAAGAGUCUGCUUCACAGGAAGAGUCUGCCUCACAGGAAGAGUCUGCUUCACAGGAAGAGUCUGCUUCACAGGAAGAGUCUGCCUCACAGGAAGAGUCUGCCUCACAGGAAGAGUCUGCUUCACAGGAAGAGUCUGCUUCACAGGAAGAGUCUGCCUCACAGGAAGAGUCUGCUUCACAGGAAGAGUCUGCUUCACAGGAAGAGUCUGCUUCACAGGAAGAGUCUGCCUCACAGGAAGAGUCUGCCUCACAGGAAGAGUCUGCUUCACAGGAAGAGUCUGCUUCACAGGAAGAGUCUGCUUCACAGGAAGAGUCUGCUUCACAGGAAGAGUCUGCCUCACAGGAAGAGUCUGCCUCACAGGAAGAGUCUGCCUCACAGGAAGAGUCUGCUUCACAGGAAGAAGUCUGCUUCACAGGACAGGAAGAGUCUGCCUCACAGGAAGAGUCACAGGAAGAGUCUGCUUCACAGGAAGAGUCUGCUUCACAGGAAGAGUCUGCCUCACAGGAAGAGUCUGCCUCACAGGAAGAGUCUGCUUCACAGGAAGAGUCUGCUUCACAGGAAGAGUCUGCUUCACAGGAAGAGUCUGCCUCACAGGAAGAGUCUGCCUCACAGGAAGAGUCUGCUUCACAGGAAGAGUCUGCUUCACAGGAAGAGUCUGCUUCACAGGAAGAGUCUGCUUCACAGGAAGAGUCUGCCUCACAGGAAGAGUCUGCUUCACAGGAAGAGUCUGCUUCACAGGAAGAGUCUGCCUCACAGGAAGAGUCUGCCUCACAGGAAGAGUCUGCUUCACAGGAAGAGUCUGCUUCACAGGAAGAGUCUGCUUCACAGGAAGAGUCUGCCUCACAGGAAGAGUCUGCCUCACAGGAAGAGUCUGCUUCACAGGAAGAGUCUGCUUCACAGGAAGAGUCUGCCUCACAGGAAGAGUCUGCUUCACAGGAAGAGUCUGCUUCACAGGAAGAGUCUGCUUCACAGGAGGAGUCUGCUUCACAGGAAGAGUCUGCUUCACAGGAAGAGUCUGCUUCACAGGAAGAGUCUGCCUCACAGGAAGAGUCUGCCUCACAGGAAGAGUCUGCUUCACAUACACAAACUAUAUGA